Molecule: messenger RNA, 6186 nt
Organism: Syngnathus typhle (broad-nosed pipefish)
Lineage: Eukaryota; Metazoa; Chordata; Actinopteri; Syngnathiformes; Syngnathidae
Gene: pdcd11
Product: programmed cell death 11
Exons: 36
Coding region: 319-5901 (1860 amino acids)
Biological process (GO): rRNA processing
Cellular component (GO): nucleolus; nucleus; small-subunit processome
Molecular function (GO): RNA binding; protein binding
Source: RefSeq, a predicted model, not a curated record
CGCAGCCUUUGACGUCCCAUUAGCAACCCGAAGAGAAGCGAACGCGCAGGGUUUGACGUCCGCUUAGCAACCCGGGGAAGAGAAGCGAACGUUCGCUCCAUGUUUGCGUUUGUUUAGAAAACUCUCGUGGCAUGCGGCACACGUGCUGCUGACGUAUGACGUAGCCCGCGUCCCAAUACAUUAAGGAAAGUAUCGGCUCACAGAUCGGUUGUAUUUUCCGAUACCCGAUCCAUCUAUUUUGUUGAUAUCGGGGCGAUAUCCGAUCCAGAUAUCGGAUCGGUGCAUCUCUACUCGUACAUAAACCUGUAAAAAUAAGACAUGGCAUCAGCGGAGGAUGACUUCCCUCGAGGUGGGACACUUGGGAAGGCGAGUGAAAGUAAAAUAGCCUUGCCGGUUGAGGUGGAUAACCUUUUCAAGUCAAAUGAAAAAGAAGAGUCUAAGAAGAGAAAGGUGGAGUCCAAAGAUGCCAACAAGAAAGUCAAGAAGCAAAAGACUGCUGAGAGGAAUGAAGAUGGCCUGAUGCUCAAUGAAGCUGCAAAGUGUGUGGAAAUACUGCAUUCCAAGCAUCUAAAGGAAGGCACGUUAAUGCUGGGCUGCGUGAAAGAUGUUUCAGACUUUGAGGUGACCGUCGGUCUACCUUGUGGUCUGCAAGGGUUUCUCAGCAUCAAGAACAUCUCUGACUCGUACACCAAACUGCUCACUGAGCAACUGAAUUCAAUUGACGUUGAGGACAUUUGUGCUUUGCCACACCUCUUCCAUCCGGGCAUGGUGGUGAGAUGUGUGGUUGCCAAAUUGGAGACCACCAAAGGAGGUGCGGCUAGCAUCCAGCUCUCCAUCAAUCCAAAGCUCGUCAACAAGGCGCUCACGUCAAAUUCUAUGAAAGUUGGCAUGGUGUUGAGUGGAUGUGUUGAGAGUCUUGAAGAUCACGGCUGCAUAAUUGAUGUUGGUAUCAAGGGAACCAAAGCCUUCCUUCCUAAGAAAGCUGACACAAAUAAACAGAACAGUAACAAUGAGCUCAAAGUGGGCCAGUAUAUAACUUGUCAAAUAAAAGAAGUGAAGAACAAUGGACGUUUGCUGCAACUCGUCGCCAACCCCUCGGCUGUUCGCCAAGCUCUUGCUGAAUCCAAACAAGGAUGGACCUUGACUAAUCUUCUUCCGGGACUUCUUGUUAAAGCAACAGUCAAAGGGGUGACCAAACACGGACUUCUCUUGGGCUUCCUGUCCUCCUUCAGUGGUCAGGUAGACAUCCUUCACAUGGAGCAAGAGAUGGCUGACAGUUACAGCGAGGGAAGCAAGGUUCUGGCCCGUGUGCUGUAUAUGGAGCCAUCCACCCGUUUGGUAGGAUUAAGCUUGCGUGGCUACCUAGUUCAGCCUGAAUCUCGAAUCAAUACCAUCCCUGCUUGUGGCGAUCGCAUCGGAGAGGUGGUGGAGGACUGCAAAAUAAUCUCAAUGCACCACAUGUCCGGAGCUUUUUUGGAACUCCCUGACAAAACUGUCGCAUUUGUACAUAGGAACAACCUGAAGGAGUACAAGGACCCAUCUAGUGAGAACAAAAUACUGGCCAAACCUAAACAUACUUGCAGGAUAGUUGACUUCAGCCCCAUGGAGCAAAUUCACUAUGCUACUCUACGCAGGACUGUGAUAGAAAAACCCUUCUUUCGAUACCAUGAUCUAAAGCCUGGUCAGAUUGUAGAGGGCAAAGUCUCUGUUAUGCUGAAUCAUGGCAUGGUGGUGCACGUGUCGAACCGUAUUCGUGGACUGGUACCUCAUAACCACCUAUCAGACAUUGUCUUAAAGAACCCAGAGAAGGUGUACGCAGAGGGGAUGAAAAUCAAAUGUCGGGUGCUGUCAGUGGACGUACACAGCCAAAAGCUGUUUUUAACCCGAAAGAAGACCCUCAUAACCAGCUCCCUGCCCUUAUUCCUUAGCUACAGUGACGCCCGUCCUGGACGAGUGUCUCACGGUUACAUUGUCAGUGUCAAAAACUUUGGCUGCAUCGUUCGGUUCUACAACAAUGUAAAGGGCCUGGUGCCAGCCAAAGAACUCAGCUCUGAAGUAAUCCUCGACCCUGAGGAAGUCUUCUAUGUUGGUCAGGUGUUGAAGACUAAGGUACUACAGUGUGAUCCAGCGAAAGAAAAGUUGAUCCUCUCCCUUAAGCGUGCGAUGGAGCAGCAGACAGAAGAAACAGGAAACGCUCAAUUUGACCGUGAAGUGGGGAAGAGGCUGGAGGCCAAAGUGCUUAAGAAGUCAAUCAGUGGUCUGGAAGUGUCCAUUCUUCCCGAUGAUGUCCGUGCCCUCCUACCCACCUUGCACCUCUCGGAUCACGUGUCUAACUGCUCUUUGCUGCGGGAGACCCUGCAAGAGGGAGACACCGUUUCAGACCUUGUCUGCUUUCAGCAGAAGACAAAACAAAUUAUUGUCACCAAGAAGCCAAUGGUGAUCUGGUCACUGGAGGAAGGAGAGGCUCCGAAGGAUUUCUCAGAGAUCACAGUUGGAAUGCAGAUAAUUGGCUGGGUCAAGAACAUCAUUGCCUAUGGUGUCUUUGUUGAGUUCCCCUACGGUCUUGUUGGCCUAGCACCAAAGUCUGCCAUUUCUGAUGAGUUUAUUGAUAAUAUAGCGACCACCUUCCAAGUGGGCCAGACAGUAAUUGCUAAGGUGACUAAUUUGGAUGAGGAGAAGAAGCGAUUCCUGGUCACACUGCAGAUUUCUGAGGUCACUAUGCCAGAGGGAUCUGCCCUGAUGAGACUGAUUCAUGCUGUGCAAGAGAGACGAGCUGUGACCGAAAUGAUUGCAACAAAAGAAGCCAAGGAGCCUUAUCAGCAGCUAGCUGCUCUGUCUGUUGGCCAGAGGCUGAAGUUGGUUUUUGACACAGAGAACGAUGACAAAGGCGCCAUCUUCAAGUCAGAUGAGUUGGUUGGUGCCACCAUACAGGCCAACAAGCACCAUGUGAUGGGCAUUCAGUUGACCCCAGGACAGAAGGUUACUGCAGUUGUCCUUUUUGUUGACAUCCGGGCAACUACUGUCCAUGUCUCCCUCCUUUCCAAGUUGGUUACCAAAAAGAAAAUGCUGACAGAAGGGAGCAAGCACUCUGCAAUUUUGCAGCACAUUGACAAAGACCUAGCCAUCAUCUCGGUGGACGACACUGCUCAGCUGACUUUUAUUCAAACAGAGAGCCACUUCAAUGAGGUCAACCUAACAGCGUCGGAGAAGCUGUUAGAAGGAAUAAUUUUAGACGUUGAGGUUGUCCAACCCAGCUGCGAGCAACUGCAAGGGCUCCCUCUAUUGUCAUGGAAGCGAUCCCGAACCAAAGGACUGGGCAAACCAGUUUCAAACCAGAUGAACGCUGACACUGGUUACCAAUUUGGAGAAAUUUUGCAGGGCAAAAUUCGGACAAUAAAGCCUACCAGCGUUCAGGUUGCACUCAAGGAUGGACGCACAGGCUAUGUGCAUGUGUCUCAGGUGAUGGAGGCUGCAGAAGUGUCGCCAGGAUCCUUCCCCACGUCUUCGGUCAAAGUGGGCAGUGAGGUCACCGGCAGGGUCAUUGGAGGAAGAGACAUCAACAGUACCGGAUUAUUACCCAUUUCCCAUCCAAGAUUAAAAUACACCUGCCCUGAGCUCACACUAAUACCCAGCAAACUGGAUGGUAAAUUGGAGGUCAAGUCGUAUACAGCUGAAGAGAACUUGCGUCGUCACAAGGUUGGACAGGAAAUUACCUGUUUUGUUUCAAAGUUUCAUCAAGAGAGCAAGAGUUUGGAGGUCACUUCUGGUCCUUUUGUUUCGGGGACAGUGGAACUGCUGGCUAUGAUUACUGAUCUGAAAGAUUCCAGUCGCCUUGACAAAAUGUACAAGCUUGGCCAGGCGGUUCAGGCUAAAGUGGUUAAAGUGAGUCUCAAGCCUCAACGACUGUCACUGUCACUCACAGACAUUUAUAAACUGGAGGCAGGCUGUAUCACUUGGGGAAUGGUGACAAGUAUGCCGCCACACCUCGGCCUUGUGGUCAAACUCCCGUUUGGUUGCACGGGAACUGUGGCCAUCACUGACCUCGCUGAUGCAUACAAGCCCAACCCGUUGGCUGCAUUUAGCAAGGAUCAGCUGCUGAGGUGUUACCUUCUGGGCAGUGAAGAUGGCAAGUGGAGGCUAUCGCUUCGACCAUCAAGGUUGAACCCACAACAGGCGAAGCCAGCAAAAGACACCGAGAUUUUAUCCUUAGACAAUCUACAAGAAGGCCAGUUAAUUAGAGGCUAUGUCAAGUCUAUCAGCGAGCAAGGGGUCUUUCUAAGGUUGUCAAACAACAUUAUUGGGAGAGCCGAGCUUCAGCGGUCCUCCAAGUACUUUGUUAACAACCAUAAGAUCCUCUGUAAUCAUCUGCCACCCAGCACCCUGCUCACCACAAAAAUUGUCAGCAUUGACAGAAAGGAAAAGUUAGUUGACCUGUCCCUGCUUACUAUGGAUACUGGGAAGCCAGACAUCCUUCCGGAAUCCCUCCAUCUGCCGCUACGUCUCCAGGGAGAGGAUAAGAACAAGUACAACCUUGAAAGGAAAAAGAAACGCCCACUGUCAGAAAGUGAAGAGAACAAAAAUGAGUCAGAAGCCCCAAAGAAGAAGAUGGAGAAGAUGGAGAAGAUGGAGAAGACGGAGAAGACGGAGAAGACGAAGAAAACGGAGAAGACGAAGAAAACGGAGAAGACGAAGAAGACGAAGAAGACGAAGAAGACGAAGAAAACAGAGAAGACGGAGAAGACGGAGAAAACAACAAACCUUACAGACGAUGACAGUGGGGUUGAGGUGUACUUUCGAGAGAUGGAGGAUCAGGAAGACAAAGACACCCAAUCUGCUGCUGUGAAUGUUUCAAGUUCCUCAGGUCCCAUCAGACUGCAGGUUGCAGCAGAGUUCUCCUGGGAUCUUGGCUUGAGCUCAUUGAAGCCUGCCACAGCAAACAAGCAUGCAGACUCAAGUGAUGAAGAGGACCAAGAUGAAAGCAGCAAGUCUCAGAAGAAAACUCGACGUGAGCUGGCGCAGGAGAAAAAGGCGGCGGAGAAAGCCUUGACGCAGCGGGAAAUUGAGUUGAUGGACCCGCAGCUCAGGCCCCAGGAUGCGGGAGCGUUUGAGCGCCUACUCUUGGCCUCUCCCAACAGUUCCAUUCUCUGGCUUCAGUACAUGGCUCACCACCUGCAGGCCACCCAGAUUGAGCAGGCGCGAGCUGUCGCAGAGAGGGCACUUAAAACCAUUUCUUUCAGAGAGGAGCAGGAGAAGCUGAAUGUAUGGGUGGCCUUGCUCAACUUGGAAAAUUUGUACGGCACCCAGGAUAGCCUCAAGAAAGUUUUUGAGCGAGCCCUCCAGUUCUGUGAGCCCAUGCCUGUCUAUCAGCAGCUGGCGGACAUCUACACCAAAUCUGACAAGAUCAAGGAGGCAGAGAACUUGUAUAAGUCAAUGGUGAAGCGUUUUCGUCAAAACAAAGCAGUGUGGCUCAGCUAUGGUGCCUUCCUGCUUCAGCAAGGCCAGAGUGAUGCUGCCGGUGCUCUCCUGCAAAGGGGGCUUAAAAGUCUACCAUCCAAAGAAAGUGUGGAUGUCAUCGCCAAGUUUGCUCAACUAGAGUUUCGUUACGGAAACACGGAAAAGGGUUUUGCGAUGUUUGACAAAGUCCUGACAAGCUACCCGAAACGCACAGAUCUCUGGUCUGUUUUCAUCGACCUCAUGGUCAAACAUGGAUCACAGAAGGAUGUCCGGGCCCUCUUUGAUCGUGUGAUCCAUCUAAGUGUGUCUGUGAAGAAAAUCAAGUUCUUCUUCAAACGCUACAUGGAGUACGAGAAGAAGCACGGCACACCACAAAGCAUCCAGGCUGUCAAAGAAAAGGCUGUGGAGUUUGUGGAAGGCAAAGUCAGUGUUGCUGCCAGCUCAUGAAUCUUCCAGAUUGUAUAUUUGCGUGUGGACUCCGUGCUUGCAGGUACAAAAUGCAAACAGAUUCUUAAUUAAGAGUUGACUUUUUUACUGUCGAAAUGGUUUCUUGAACCUUGAAGACAACUUUUACACAGUGUAUGUAUUCCUCUAUAAAUCUAAUUGGAUCAAUCAGAAUUGGGAAUUGAACGGACUUAUUUCAUUCCAUUCUCUGGAUGAGUUUUUCUUUUGAUGCGUAAUAAACCAUGUAGAGCAUUGCCAUGACUCAAUAAAUAUACUAUCAAUACAAUA